Nasonia vitripennis (jewel wasp) is the source of this 2393-nucleotide messenger RNA. RefSeq names its product CDP-diacylglycerol--glycerol-3-phosphate 3-phosphatidyltransferase, mitochondrial (gene PGS1). Gene Ontology annotation, biological process: cardiolipin biosynthetic process. Lineage: Eukaryota; Metazoa; Arthropoda; Insecta; Hymenoptera; Pteromalidae. The coding region runs from base 146 to 1684 and encodes 512 amino acids. Gene Ontology annotation, cellular component: mitochondrion. The record is from RefSeq and is a predicted model, not a curated record. Gene Ontology annotation, molecular function: CDP-diacylglycerol-glycerol-3-phosphate 3-phosphatidyltransferase activity. The transcript has 8 exons.
AGUCGUCGUCUGCUCCGCGUUCAGUCAACAUACUCUACUCAUCCCCUGCGAUCGUUUUGACCUUUUUUUACACAGCCCGCCAAAUGUUUUUAACAAGUUCGUGAGCAAAUACACCUAGACUGGUGUCGCCAAGGGAUCGCCGAUUAUGUCGAGUCUUUCUAUCUGUGUCAAGUCUUUGAGAAGAUUUCCCAGGACCAAGCUUCGAAGACAGAAAGUUUUGACCUGCAUUGUCAGGUGUAAAAUGCAUGCAGCAAUGCUGGACGACGAGAAGAUCACUGACUUUGAAGCUGUCCAAGUAGAAAGUAGCAGUCUUGCCUGGCUCCACAAAGCUGCGCCUGCUUUUCCUGUCGAUGGAUCAAAGGUCACAAUCAUUCACGAGCCAUCGGAAUUUUAUUCAACUUUGUUAGAAAAAUGCAAAACUGCCAAAACAAGGAUAACACUGGCUUCAUUAUACUUAGGCACUGGAAAGUUAGAAACCGAAUUGGUGAAGACUAUAAAACAAACGGUAGAAUCAAACAAUGGAAAUGUGGAGGUAAAUAUUUUGCUGGACUACAUGAGAGGUUCUCGAGGAAAAAUGAACUCAAAAGAAAUCUUGAGACCUCUCCUGGAAGGAAAAUAUGGUCACUGCUGUCGCGUCUUCUUGUAUCACACGCCGAGAUUACGAGGCUUUUUGAAAGCUCUCAUACCAGAUCGUUUCAACGAGCUCAUUGGAUUGCAACACAUGAAAUUGUAUUUGUUCGACGAUACGCUCAUAAUUAGCGGAGCGAAUUUAAGUAAUGACUACUUCAAAAACCGACAAGAUCGUUACUUCAUGCUCGAGGAUUGCAAAGAACUGUGCGAUUUCUACUGCAGUCUCGUGGAAAAGGUAUCGGAAUUCAGUUUUCAACUGGAGUCGGACGGAAGCACGCGCUUUAGCGACAAAAUAAGCUCACAUCCUUUCGAAAGUCCUGAUGAAGAAUUCACAGAAGAGGCUUCGGAUAGAAUACGCAAUCUGUUUCAAGCGGAAAUCAAUAAGCGUUCGGAAUUGUACAAAGCUGAAAUUCCGAGAACGGACACUUGGGUAUUUCCGCUGGUUCAAAUGGGCCAGUUAAACAUCAGGCACGAUAGCGAAAUAACGCGAAGAAUCCUUGAGAGGGCACCAACUGGCGCGACACUGAGACUAGCCACUGGCUACUUUAAUUUGACCACAGAAUUCAGAACUGCCAUACUAAACUCUUGCAGAGCAGACUGUCACUUACUUACGGCUCAUCCCGAGGCAAACGGAUUUUUCGAUGCAAAAGGUAUAGCUGGAGGAAUCCCGGCAGCCUACACAAAAAUCGAGGAGUCGUUUUUCAAAAUGUGCGAGAAAAUGAGCCAGAGCGACAGGAUUCAAUUGUGGGAGUUUGCCAAGCCAGGUUGGACGUAUCACGCGAAAGGACUCUGGUACUCCAUGCCUAACGAACAGAAGCCUAGUUUCACCCUCAUUGGUUCUCCUAAUUUUGGCUAUCGAUCAGUCGAGCGAGAUCUGGAAACUCAGAUAGCUGUGAUGACGCGGAACGAGAAAUUGCAGGAAUCCCUCAAGAAAGAAUACGAGAGGCUCUUCGAUAGUGCAAAACCAGUGACGCAAAGGACGUUCUCGCAAAGAGACAGAGUACCCCCUGCGUGGGUUCGCAUGGUUGUGCUUUUCUUCCGUUAUUACUUCUAAUGUAUUGAAUCGUUUCGUUGAUCGAAAUAGAGACUUUAGUUUUAAUAAGAGCUCCUAUGCUUAGUUUGCAUUAUGAAUCUUAUCUUUAGCGAACUGUUGACAUGAGAAGUGAGAAAGAAAACUCUUUAAUAUUAAUUUAUAAUAAUAGUAUAUCAAAAGGCAGCGACUGACAGAAUUUUGUGAACGUAUUAUUAUUUAAACAUCUAUCAAUAAAUUUUGUUUUGAUACUCUAGAGGAAUAGAAUUUCAGAUUUUUAUUGUAAAUUAUAUGCAGCUUAUUUUUUUACUAUUUUCUAGAAAAAUUUACAGAUACUGAUUGAUUAUUGUACCAAAGCCAAAAGUAAACUGAAUUAGACGCCUAAUGAAUGUACAAUCAUUCUUUAUGCCCUCUACUAAAAAAAUACAAAUAAUUUUUCAUAUUCGUGCAAUGUUUACACAAAAUUCUAUCUACUCUCUGCAUACGUUGUUUAUCUAUCUUUGUACAGCAUUUCCUAAUGCUAAGAGAGGGAAAGCAGCAAAUCGCUCUUUACAUCGAUGAAACUGUAUAUUUAUUUUAGACGAAAUCGGAUUGUAUAAAUAAUAAAAAGUUCGUCGUGACGUUGUCAAGUCUGGACGAUAAUACAUUGUCCGAUGUUUAAGAUUCCCUGCUAUUCUGUAAGGAAUAUGGUAGAAUCCGAUGUAAUGAUAAAAUAAAACGAAUACGUGAUCUA